Messenger RNA from Cyprinus carpio (common carp), 3897 nucleotides. Its product is annotated as dual specificity calcium/calmodulin-dependent 3',5'-cyclic nucleotide phosphodiesterase 1C-like. Lineage: Eukaryota; Metazoa; Chordata; Actinopteri; Cypriniformes; Cyprinidae. Gene Ontology annotation, molecular function: 3',5'-cyclic-nucleotide phosphodiesterase activity. Gene Ontology annotation, biological process: signal transduction. The record is from RefSeq and is a predicted model, not a curated record.
GAGACUCGUGUUUUCUAACUAACUUUAAUCGUGUGACGAGCGCGCGCGCGUCUCCCGGGAAAGCGCACAGGAGAUUUCCGCUGGUUUUCACCGUGUCUAGUUGACAAAAUGUCUCACGGAUAGACCGAACCGAAUGCGAGGAAGGUGGAUCAGCGCAUUUUGAACGCUCAGAGGACACGGUUUGCUUAGUAUCGUAGUUUUAUGAGGACGCGACAGCAAUGACAGAAACUGAAUCCAAGUCAUGGAGCGUGUAACAGUGUUUCUGGAGCAGACGUUCAGUCAGCUGAAGGUUUUGUUUGGCAGAGAUGGGCUCAGUGACCUCAGCUUUCACCAAGUCUCGCAACAUGUUGGUCAAAGUGGGUUCGGAGCCGCAGAAAGAGCCGGACGGGAAAACGCGGAGCGGGUCUGGUGUGAUCGCAAAGCAAACUAGCAAACAACCGCUGGCGCGGAGAACAACCGGCAGCCGCAGAGCAAACACGCCACAAACCCCUGCUUCUGCCACUGUGGCUAAUGAGGAUGGUGAGACCAACAGCAGGCCACUGGCGAGAUUUGCACGCUCAAAGUCUCAGAGUGCACUCUGGAACACGCUCACUGCUGGGACGGGCAAGAAGGAGAAGGUCAAAUUUCAGAGGGACAUUCCAGAUGAUCCACGCAGAAUAGAAGAGAUCCUGGCGGAUGAGCUUCCCUCUACAGACGUCCCAGAAGCAACAGAGAAAACUGCCGUCAGAUUACGAUGCUUGAUAAAACAGUUGGAGAGGGGAGAGGUGUCUCUCGUAGACCUGAAGAAAAACCUGGAAUAUGCUGCAACUGUUUUGGAAUCAGUCUAUAUUGAGGAAACAAGGCGAUUGGUCGAUACCGAGGAUGAGCUCAGCGACAUCCAAUCAGAUUCUGUGCCGUCAGAGGUCCGUGAUUGGCUGGCCUCCACCUUCACGCGGCAGAUGGGGCUGAUGCUGCGACGGACGGAAGAGAAGCCGCGAUUUCGCAGCAUUGUACACGCAGUGCAGGCUGGGAUAUUCGUGGAGAGAAUGUACCGGAGAACCUCUAACAUGGUGGGACUGAGUUACCCUCCGUCUGUCAUAGCAGUGCUUAAGCAUGUGGAUAAGUGGUCUUUUGAUGUAUUUGCUCUGAACGAGUCGAGCGGUGACCACGCACUCAAAUUCAUCUUUUACGAGCUCCUCACUCGAUACGACCUCAUCAGCCGCUUCAAGAUCCCUGUCUCAGCACUCGUCUCAUUUGUGGAGGCUCUUGAAGUGGGUUACAGCAAACAUAAAAACCCCUACCACAACCUGAUACACGCAGCCGACGUCACACAGACCGUACACUACCUGCUCCUCAAGACGGGGAUGGUGCACUGGCUGACAGAGUUGGAGAUUUUUGCUAUGCUUUUUGCUGCUGCCAUCCACGACUACGAACACACCGGGACCACAAACAACUUCCACAUCCAGACCAGGUCGGACACAGCCAUCCUGUACAACGACCGAUCUGUGCUGGAGAGUCAUCACGUCAGCGCGGCGUAUCGGCUGCUCCAGGACGACGACGAGAUGAACAUCCUGUACAACCUCUCCAAAGAUGACUGGAGAGAGCUCAGGGCACUCGUGGUCGAGAUGGUUUUGGCCACUGACAUGUCCUGCCACUUUCAGCAGGUCAAAGCCAUGAAGAAUUUCCUCCAGCUGCCCGAGGGAAUUGACAAACCCAAGGCUUUGUCUUUGCUGUUACACACAGCUGACAUCAGUCAUCCAGCCAAGAACUGGGAUCUACACCAUCGCUGGACUACUUCACUGCUAGAAGAGUUUUUCCGACAGGGCGAUAAGGAGGCAGAACUUGGUCUACCUUUCUCUCCUUUGUGCGACCGUAAGUCCACUAUGGUGGCUCAGUCCCAGAUUGGUUUCAUUGACUUCAUCGUUGUUCCCACGUUUACGGUUCUGACGGAUAUGACCGAGAAGAUUGUCACGCCGCUCAUCGAAGAGGCCACAAGUUCAGGCCUGGCUGGUUUCCGCAGUGUUAGUGCGGGAGAUGUGAAGCGGAGCAGUGUGAACAGCUCUGGUUCUGAUAGCAGCGGAUCUCAUAACUGCUCGCUGCUGACUGUGGAUCUGAAGAACUUCAAGGCCAUCUGGAACGAGGAGGUUUCUCUGAACAGAGACCGGUGGAAGACGCAGGCAGCUAAAGAGACUGAGGAGAAGGCCAAACGAGAGCAGGAGGAACAGGAGGAGGCAACGGCAGAAAACCAGGAGCACAAAAAAGACCCAGAGCUGUCGGGACCAAAGAAAGACCAAAGGGUGGGAGAGGACGACCCGGAGCCAGGGGGGGUAAACAAACCUUCAGAAGAAAGUCCCCAUGACAAAUCAAAGAAAGAAGAGGCACAUGGGAAAUUACAGAACGGAGAAGUGUCUGAAGAGGCAGAAUCACCAGCAGAUGAACAUAAGAGAACACUCAGUGAAAAUGCCUAAAGUGACUUCCAUUGGCGUCUUGAGGUCCGAUGUCAGACACAGAGCGGUGAACUUGCCAUCAGGACAGUGCUCAGUUCUGAAGGUCCACGGCGCCCUCUAGAGGAUGCAGUAAAUGCUUACAUCACUUUGUAUUCAUGCCUCUAUCCCCUCCAAAGCUGCCAUUAUCUCCAGACUUUCAUAAGACUGAUCUCUCUGAAUGAUGAAGGACAUAACGGACGAGGGACAACAGCUGCUUUUGUCUGGUCUGUUUAAUUUACAGAAGCAGAUCUCCUUUCCUUCCCAAACCUUUAGAAUGCAAUGGAUGCAUCCACUAAGAAAAGCAUGCAGCAACGAUGCCAUUGAAUGUUAGGAUUCUUAUUAAAACCUCCAUUUCAAAUGCUUUCUAUGUUCUUCCGCAUUUGAGCAGCCUUGCAGUCGGAUGACUUGGUUUGUGUGUAAAGCUCAAACUGUGAUUUCUAUCUAAAUAUAUAUAAAUAUAUGUGGCCUGCAGUAAACUGUAAAUAACUAAUCUUAGCAGCAGUUGCACCCGUGAAGAAUAUUCGGCUUUUGCGGCCAACAGCGAUGUUGUGUUCAGCUAUUUUUAAUGCGCUUUACCUGACAUGGACUGAUGCAUUUCAGCAAACAUGCUCCGCCUCUGACACGCGUUUGUUCGCCUCAUCUGCUAAUAGAGGUCACAUAUAUGAAACCCUGAAUAUGUAUACAGUAUGUAUUCCUAAUGUAAAUGACUGUCUGCGUUUAGAUCAGAGCUUUUAUAACUUGAGAAAAGCCGUAUGAAGUGGCAGUAUUUCCUGUUUGAGCACGUCUGUGUGCAGCUGUGGAGUAGAAAACGCCUGAUUGAACCUAAGAUUUUACCUUCUCUCGCUUACCUUCGGAUGCCUUUCUUCAUGUAGUCUUUCUGAAAGCGAACCGAACUGAAACGUCUUCUAUAGGAAACGCUCACACACAAACUAGCAGUCACCGUAGACGAUGUAAGACUUAUAAUUGACCGUAGUCGUGUGUAAGUCAUAACCAUAUCACUGUGCUCGCUCUGCAAUACCUGCAUAUUACGCCGUAUGUCAUUUUUACUGGUUUCCUGGGGAGUCUGUGACACAUUUUUCUCUGUCCUUUGAGCAUGUAAUCUCAAGAAAUCUGAAGAGAGCAUGUCCAGGUCAUGUUUCACACCAAAAUAAACAAAUCUUUCACAAAAAAAUAAAUAAAUAAACAAAUAGGAAACAACAUUUUGCAUGAUGAAAAUAACCCAAUUUUUAGGACUAUAAAGAAAUAAUAGAUUGUCAAAAAUACUGCAAUAUAAUUACAUUAUAUAAUUGAGCAUAAAUUAAAGGUAAUAAAACAGGGGCAGCCCAUUUUUUAAAAGAUAUUUUUCAUAAGAUGUCUCUUAUGCUCACCAGGGCUGCAUUUAUUUGAUGAAAAUGAAUUAAGAAUAGUAAUAUUGUGAAAUAUUACAAUUUAA